Scomber japonicus (chub mackerel) is the source of this 532-nucleotide messenger RNA. RefSeq names its product transcription and mRNA export factor ENY2-2. Gene Ontology annotation, molecular function: chromatin binding; transcription coactivator activity. Gene Ontology annotation, cellular component: nuclear pore; DUBm complex; SAGA complex. NCBI's taxonomy places the organism in Eukaryota, Metazoa, Chordata, Actinopteri, Scombriformes, Scombridae. The coding region runs from base 62 to 352 and encodes 96 amino acids. The transcript has 5 exons. The record is from RefSeq and is a predicted model, not a curated record. Gene Ontology annotation, biological process: regulation of transcription by RNA polymerase II; poly(A)+ mRNA export from nucleus; positive regulation of DNA-templated transcription.
ACACGGUACGGAUAUGUAAAGGGACUGUGUGUUUUCCAGCUGAUCCAUCUCGACAAAGAUCAUGAGCAAAGACUCCCAAAUGAGGGCUGCAAUAAACCAGAAGCUGAUAGAAAUGGGGGAGCGGGAGCGGUUGAAAGAGUUGCUCAGGGCAAAGCUGGUGGAGUGUGGAUGGAAGGAUCAGCUGAAAGCACACUGCAAAGAUGUGAUCAGAGAAAAGGGUCUGGAGCACGUCACAGUGGAGGACCUGGUCACAGAAGUCACACCAAAAGGCAGAGCCCUCGUACCAGACAGUGUGAAGAAAGAGCUCCUCCAGAGAAUCAGAGCUUUUCUUGCUCAACAUGCAACCUUGUGAAUCAGACGAUUGUCUAGACAUUUUUUUACUCUCUGUAGAUCCACAAUUAAAAUCCAAGCUGAUGUAUGUUCUCAUUGUAAGAAAUGCUGAAGUGUUAUUUUCAUUUUGUAUUGUGUGUUUUCAUAUUGAUUUUAGUUUGUUAUGCAACAGUUUUGGAAAAAAAUAAAGUCAUGCCUAUUU